CCCUGGGGGCAACCCCACUCAGGUCCUGCCCCAAGGGGCAGAAGAGGGGACUGAUCACCCCCUACGGGCUCCUGAUCGGAAGCUGUACCUGAUUGGAGCAGUAAUUAGGGACUCAGGCGGCAGGAGGCACUGUGAUAACCUCUGGGUGCGUGUGAGCAUGAAUUCCACCUGAUUCGCUUGUGUUUCGGGUUUGCGGUUGUGGCUCCAUGUCCUAGCGGCUACAGAGUCAGGAUGGGUCCUGAUCUGCAGUUCCGUGGUGACUUCUCAGGGCUUAACGGCUGCAUCGGACUCUGACGGUACCUUCCCUCCCUGGGAGUCCAAUCCGAGUUCGGGGUUUAUACAAACCGGCCAAUUGCUAAGAGGCACCUACACUCUAGAGGGGGGUGGUCAGGCGGAUGGCUGGGUGACCAUCCUUGUUUGUCUGCGACACCGACACAGGGCGGCCACACGGGCCGGGGGACCUAACUCAGAAACCCACAAGCCAGAGAUCCCUGUGCCUCUGACGAUUGGGCCAGAAAUUCUUCGAGGAGAUAUCUAGCUUGAUUUUGUCCCCAGGCCUCCGGGCACUCCUGUCCCAGAUGCUAAACUGGCCACGAGACUGCCCCUUUUGCCAGUUCACAGAAGCCCAGGAUCUGAGUCAGGGAGACUUCCCCGAAGGCUGGGGACAGCCCCAGUUGGAAGUUCCUCUGUUGGUGACACCUGUGUUGCCACCAGCCGUCAUCCCCGUCUCCUGCUGCAUUAGCUUGGGGUAUAGGGAGGAUUGGGUUAAAGGACCCCUGAACUUUGCUCAAGAAUGACAGUUGGCCCAGGAGUAUUUCCCUGAAACCCUAGGUCCGGCUCAGUUGGAGACUUUUGCAAUAAGGCAAGUGCUUCCACCACCAUACAAAGGGCUAAGUGGGAAGUUGGCUGUUUUCAGGAGUGGCGGAAACCAUGCUCCUGGGGUCAUUACCCACAAGGUCAGAAACGGUCCCGCAAGUUUAGGCCUUGGAUUAUACCCAUGGAGGACACCAUGGGGUCAAUUAAGUCCAACCCCACAAUCCUGAACUGUUCAUCUAAGUCCAAAUCCACAAUCCUGGACUGUAUGAUUAAGAAUUUCAAAAAGGGCUUCUCAGGAGACUGUGGGACCAAAAUGACUCCAGGAAAGCCCUGCACUUUGUGCAAACUCAAAUGGCCAGCGUUCGAUGUGGGCUGGCCCCCAGAGGGCACUCUUGGUUCAUCAAAGGUCCGAGCACUGUACCAAGUAGUCCCUGGGACACCAGGACAUCCUGGUCAAUUCCCGUGCAUUGACUCUUGGCCCCAGAUUGCUGGGAUCUUGCCCCAUUGGGUCCCUUCGAGUACAUCUGAGACUGUGGGGAUGCUGAAUCCCGCCCCUUUCCUGCCUCCCGAGGCAGGCCCGCCUGACCCCCUGCGGGGAGGCUGCAGAUGAAGUCAUCAAGUCGGCCAGACCUGACGGAGCUUCCCUUCUCGAACCCAGAACUUGAGCUAUCCAUGGAUGGAAGCAGCUUCGUCCAAGGACAGUGUAGAUCGGGACAUGCUGGAACCACGACAGAGGGGUACUAACGGCGGAAGCCCUCCCGCAGGGCUGGUGGGCGCCAGUGCAGGCAUUUGAGGCGUGCUGAAAAGAGCCAGUAUCUACACCGACCCCAAGCAUGCAUGUGCCCUGCGACACGUUGCUGGGGCCGUCUGUAGGAAAAGGGGACUGCUCGCCGCCAGAGGGAAGGCAGUGAAGAACCAAGGCGUCCUCCCGGGUGGCAGGCAUCCACUGCAAAAGCCAUCAGGAGGAGAAUGACCCCCCCAGUCGGGGACAUCGACUGGCUGAUCAGGCGGCUAAGGAGGCUGCUGGCCAGUCGAUCCCUGAGGCAGAAACCAUCCCCCAAGAUCCUGUUGGUGUCAGAACUGCUCCCCCUUCUCUCCCAAUUAAACUGACAAAGAGGAUCCAUGGGCCCUGUGGGGGGGGGCACGCGGUGGUGGCUGCAGGGACAGAGACCUUAGGAAGCCUGCUAAGCCGAUAUUACUUUAUAGCCAAACUCCCCACCCUGUGCAUGCAGAAUUGUGUGUGCCCGGAAUAAUGCCAGUCAGAAACCUGGGCCCAGUCCCGGGGUACAAGCAAUGGGGACGAUGCCCUUUGAGGACCUGGAGUUGACUGAAGUCAGGGCCUGCCAGGGCUAUCCCUGGCUGCCGGGACCGUCCGCAGCUGCCGGGGCUCGUAAGCACACGUUCCGGGUGGGUAGAAGCCUUCCCCACCCACGCGAACAGAUCGCACCUGGGCAGUGGCUCAGGCUCUGCCGAGGGAGAAGAUCCGCUGCUGUGGGCUGUGCCUUACAAUCAAAUCUGACAGCCGGCCUGCUCUCUUGUCCGAAGUAACCCAGGUCUUUUUUUUUUUUUUUUUUUUUUUCCCUUCAUGUGUCUUUCUGCCUUUUCUAGGGCUGCUUCCUGCAACACAUGGCGGUUCCCAGGCUAGGGGUCCAAUCGGAGCUGUAGCUGCCAGCCUACAGCAAUGCUCACAGCAAUGCUGGAUCCUUAACCCACCGAGCGAGGCCAGGGAUCCAAUCCGCAGCCUCAUGGUUCCUAGUGGGAUUCAUUAACCACUGCACCAUGACGGGAACUCCACCCAGAUCUUGACUGAGAUCCUGGGAGUCGGGUGGAAACUCCGUACAGCUUAUAGGCCACAACGUUCAGGGAAAGGUGAGCGCGUGAACCGGACCCUUAAAACCACUCUAGCUAAGUGGUGCCAGGAGACUCAGCUACCACGGGUAGAUGUCCUGCCCUUAGCCUUACUCCGAGCCCAAGGCGCUGCCCCAGAUCCACGGGCUACACCCCGUUUGAAACUCUGUAUGGAAGGCCCCCUCCUGUAAUAGCGAAGUUGAAGGGGGAUCCCAGGCAGAAAGCCGACGUGGAGCUAUCCCGACACCUCCGGGCCGUGGGGAAAGUCCUCCAUUGCAUCACCCGGGAGACCCUGGAGAGGCUCCUGUUCCCUUAGGCAGCUGGAUCCACCCCCACCAGCCUGGGGACAUGCUGUGGGUGAAGGACUGGACAAAGGAGCUCUCCUCCAGCUGCGGUCAAAAUUGCAGGUGUCCGUGGCUCCAUCACACCAGAAUAAAGAAGGCUGCUCCCACCGCUGACACAGAUGCCUGGGACACUGCCUGGCACAGUGAGAACCCCCUCAAGGUCAAGAUAUGUAGGCGCCCACCAUCGGAAAACAAUGAGCCCUGCUCUGCCCACACCUGGAAGCUCGUUGAACUGUGCCCUGGAAGCCAGAGGAUCUCCAUGCAAACUUGAACUGACGGGGACUGUUGGUAAUUGCCAUUGCCAUUGCCAUAGCCCUCGUGUUUGGAGUGGGGCUCUGUGCCGUAACCCCCUCGGGAUGGGGACAGGGAGCCCAGCUGCCUGUCUGUGCAGUGUGUCUCCUGACGGGCAGUGUGCUAGGAUCCCUGCUCCUACCAGGUCAGCGAGCAAAAUCAAGGGACUCACAGUCCUGUGAACACUCGCCCUGCUGCUCACUCCAGGGGCGACAGGCUGGAACAGGGCUGACUCAUGCCAGGCUGCCUGGAAACCACUACCCGGCUGGCUACCGGGAAUAGAUUUCAAGUUCGAAGAGUUACAUGAGGGGCCUCCGCCGCCCCCCUGAUAAAGCUACUGGGCUGAAACUCAGCCCUCCGAGCCAAGGCCCCGGCCUGGGCCAGGUGCUGAAUGCGGGGACUGCUGGCUCUGGCUGCCCAUCCAGAAGCCCCAGCCUACUGCUGUCCCGAUGAGCGUCCUCAGUGCCGCCAGGGAAGGCAAAGCCAGUUGGAUCCAAGAACCUAGGCCGAUAGGUGUAUGCAUGCCUCUCAGGGCCCUGAGGUGCCUUCAGAGCCUUGGGAAAGUGGUUCAGGUGGGUAACCUGCCGGCGAAGGAGCAGUGUGACAGUGUCACCAAUGUCAAGGACUUAGACCCCUCCUUGAUCCCUUGGUGCAGACCCCAGACAGGCCUCUUAUUUGUGUGCGGAAAUCACACCUACCAGAGGCUCCCUGCUAACUGGACACGGCCUGCACACCACACUAGCCUUUGUCACUCCUCAAAUACAUACUGUCCCUGGUAAUCAGUCUCUUAUGGUGCCCGUGGAGGCACAUGGCAGAACCAAGAGAGCAGCACAAGUUAUCCGCUUAUUAGUUGGUCUGGGAAUUUCAGCAGGGGUGGGAGCGGGAGGAUGGCGUCCAUUGCCUGUGAUCAUCCGUUAUCUACAGGAUUCACAGAUGACAAGGAACAAGUAGCCCCUGCCCUAGUGGCCUUACAGGACCAGGUGGGCUCUGGCAGAAGUAGCCCUCCAGCACAGGAGAGGAUUGGACUUCCUGCUGAGACGGGGGCGCUUGGCCUGCUCCUCAGUGAAGGAUGUUGUGUUUACACACACAGGUCGGGAGUACUCAGAAUAGGGCCUAACACUUAAAAGAACACACAGCGAAGUGAAGAGACGAAUUGGCUGACUCCUGGUUAAGUUGGGGUAACUACUGGAGCCGGGCAUCAUGGCUCGUGGCUUUCGCUGGGCCGCUCCUGCUCUUCGUGCCCUCUCAUUUGGACCCUGUAUCCGGAGCUGUAGGGUCAAGUUUGUCUCCUCACGCCUAGAGUCCAGAAUCUAACAAGUUACACAUGGUGGUGACAUCUGGGCCGCCCUUAUAUCAGCCCCUGGGCCAAGAAGAUCAUAAAGGUUGAUGCCUUUUAGGAAUUUCAAAGAGCAUGGUGGGAGGUGGAUGUAGGGGAGAGGUCUCCUAAGAUAAAGGCCAGACGACAAAGCAGAAUCCAGCUAAGUAACUACCCCCUCCCCACAACUCCACUUCUGUAAACUUGCUUCUGCAUCAGCUACCUUGCCUGUCCUUACUCUGGUCUGUCCUUCCAAGCAUGGGCCCAGAAGAGCUAACCCAUGAAAGCCUUGUCAAACUCAUCUCUGGGGCUCAGACUCCGGAGUGGGAGCUCCUCAGAGCCCACCAGCAUCAUAAACCCGAGUUCUCCAACUCUCCGAGUGCCAGCUUGGUUUCUUGCCGGUACAAGACCCGCUAGAGCUGAUAGGCUGUGGCCCCGGGGCUGCUGGGCACCUGCCGUGACAGAAGUAGAGGCAGGUCUCGGGAUGCUAAGGAAGAGGUGGGAGUGAAUUACUGAUUUGUUUCUGAGAAGCAGUUUCAAGAGAAAGCACAUGGGGGCCUUUGUUCGCCUUUGGGAAUCAUUCUGACACGGCCCCUCAAAUGUCAGUUUUGUGAUGCCUCUGAACAUCGGAAUUCUGUUAAACUUUAGUUUGGGGCUAAUCGGACAUUUGGGGAUCCGUUUCUUGCCUCUGGAGCAGUGCCAUGCCCCUGCCGAGGAGACACAGCCUAGGAGCAGGUGGCGGAGUCCCAUCUCCCUGCUUCAACGUAGCAAGAGGCCCUCUGGCUGAGUCUCUCCCUUCCGUCGGCGAUCUAGAAAGCCGGUGGCUUUAUCCUAACUGCUGCCAGGUCACCAGUGGAAGGACGUUUGUCGCCCGUUGGUUGAUGAGGCUGUCUGCCUGCUUUGUGUUCCUAGUCUAACUCAUCUCCACAUGUCUUUCCCCUUUGAUUUGGUUAAAAAAAAAAAAAAAAAUGGUUGCAGUUAAGGAUCUCCGGUCAUCGCUUAGGCUGCUUGCAUUUUCGGCUUCUUUCGUCCUUAUUUCCCCCAAGAGGUUCUUCUAAGAAUUUUGCAGCUUAGCUUGCACUGCUCUGGGUGAGCAGUCAGUGCUGGAAAUCUGCAAAACCAGGGAAGAGGAGUCUUCACUGGGUUCUCGCCAUGUAACGGGGUGGUUGUUAUUUUCUUUCUAGGGUCACACCUGCGCAUAUGGAGGUUCCCAGGCUAGGGGUCAAAUAGGAGCUACAGCUGCCAGCCUACACCCCAGCCACAGCAUCGCAGAUCCCUGACCCACUGAGCAAGGCCAGGGAUCGAAGCCACAACCUCAUGGCUCCUAGUCGGAUUCCUCUCCCCUGCAGGAACUCCCAUGGAAUAGGUUUGAGGACAGCCCCAUGUAGACCCGUGACGCCGGAUGCGAGGACAUCUUGGUGUCGCCAUCGGGAAGGCUGUGGGCGGUUGUACCUCCUGCUGGAGUCUGUGUUCCAGUCUGAGAGCUGCUAGCUUGGCCUCUGUCCCUGAAGGCCCUUCCUGCCUCACAGGUGUGUCUUCCAGCCAAGGGGCCGCCCCCCAUCCCCCACCUUGCAGGGGGUUCUUCCAGGAGUCCAUCAGCCUGGCCGUCCUCUCUGUGAGCUCAGAAGAGACUGCCCCCGAGAUCGAUGCCAUGCCCCCGCAGCAUGUUCCCAGGCUGGGGUCUAAUUGGAGCUGCAGCUGCCAGCCCACAGCAACGCUGGAUCUGAGCCGCAUCUGUGACCUCUACGUCAGCUUGCAGCAACACUGGAUCCUUAACCCACUGAGCGAGGCCAGGGAUCGAACCCCCGUCCUCAUGGAUGCUGGUCGGGCCGUUCCUCCAGAAGUUUGGCAGCCCCACCAGCCCCCUCGCUCCCGGGGGGGGCCUUGCCCCUCCAGCCUCCGCGCUGCUCUCCGCACAGAGCUGCCGUGGCCGUGGCUGAGCGAGCCCUGGGUGGGGCGAGCAACCUCUUCGACACACACAGCGCUCCUGGCCAUGGCGCAGCGCUUCCGGCAGAACCGCAGUGAACUCAUGACCACCUGGACCUGUGGGUCUAUGACGGGGGGAGGGGGGGCCCAGCCCUGUCCCUGGAUUCCGGGGAGCAGAUGCUGCGGGCGACCUGACCGGCGACACUGUCUUCAGCUACUGCUGCAAGGCUCUGCAAGACGCUGCUGGCCUGGCGCCAGCGCUGGAAGUCCUUCCUGCACUUGGAGACCACUGAGCCGCCCUCUGGCCCUGGAUCGCCAUGGAGGAGGGCUUCCAACUGGUGUGUGAGCUGGGCACGCUGGACUGGAUCUACCACGAGCCAAGCCCAAGUGCCUGGCUCCCAAAGACAUGCCUGUGGCGGUGCCUACUGACGGCCGCGCCCUCGGAGCUGUCCCUCUCCCUGGUCAGCCUGCUGGUCAAGGGCAUGACGGUGCUGAAGAUCCAGACCAUGGCCGCCAAGCUCCUGCUGGGGCCCAACCCGAUGAACACAAAUCGUGGGCUGGCUGCUGAGCCGCGGUGUGUCCAGGGAGCGGGUGGACCGGUGAACCACCAGGGUCCUCCUGGAGCUGCCCAUCAAAGGGGCCAAGCACAGCCGGGGCUGAGGCCCCCCACGUGCUGGUGGAGGAGCAGCCCCUGCCUCCCCGGUCCUCUGACCAGGCCUGCAGGGAGGAGCUGCAGUGCACCAGGACUACGCACCCCACAAUCCAGGCCACUUUCUGCUUGGUGCUGGGAGUGGAGCAGGGGCCCAUGUCGGAGAGACACAAAGUCUUGGCCAAAGCGCCUCCUGAUCGUCCCCAGGAUAGACAGAGGGACAGCACCCCCAGCUCCAGCCAUCUCCUGCCAGGCCAGACCCUGACCACGCAUCCUGAAAACCUCGGAGAGGGUCCUUGCCCCCGCCGCCGUGGGCAUCACUGGCCUGAGCUGGUGGAGAGCAGCCAGUUGGCUGGCGUUGCUGGUUGAGGGGAGAGAGUCCGUUAAAUAUUUCAGUCUGUUACACCUUAGCCUGAUAAGCGGGGUGGGUGGGCACCCACCGUUGUGCCACACGGGCCCCCAACGCACUACAGGCCAAGCUUGAGACCCCGCAUCCCACCCCGCAAAAGCACCUUCAAGUUUGUGCCCUUGCCCUUGAGGUUUUUUCUUUAACGCGGUGGCUGUACCUGAUACUUGACUUUAGGCGUGUGCGGCGCUUGGGUUUAGUGUCCUCACUACUGCUUUUGUGAUGGUUUUUCUCUAAGUUGUUUUUUUUGUUUGUUUUUUUUGCAAUGCCCUUUUCUUGAAAUGGAAUUUUUUUGCCUUUUGCUUUCCUGGGAAAAGGGCAGCCAGUCCCUUCCAGUUUCUCUCGCUGCACGCGUGGCUGGAGUGUCUGCAUCACCAGAGUUCCAGCAUUGUGAGGAUGGACAGCCGUGGCAGGUGGUGCCGGACACCAUUAAAGAGCCCAUGUGCUGCUA
Sus scrofa (pig) is the source of this 8046-nucleotide messenger RNA. The record is from RefSeq and is a predicted model, not a curated record. Lineage: Eukaryota; Metazoa; Chordata; Mammalia; Artiodactyla; Suidae.